Tupaia belangeri chinensis (Chinese tree shrew) is the source of this 1403-nucleotide messenger RNA. RefSeq names its product MAP3K7 C-terminal like (gene MAP3K7CL). NCBI's taxonomy places the organism in Eukaryota, Metazoa, Chordata, Mammalia, Scandentia, Tupaiidae. Gene Ontology annotation, cellular component: cytosol; nucleus. The coding region runs from base 248 to 676 and encodes 142 amino acids. The transcript is spliced from 5 exons. The record is from RefSeq and is a predicted model, not a curated record.
GGGAGGUCCCGUGGGACACCAGGGUCUGGAGCAGAGCAGGUAGCAGCCUGCUGCCCUGACAGCUGUCUCUGCUCCUCAGAUUGCCAGUGGCUGCUAUGCAGCAGGUGCAGCCUGGUCUCUCACUGAGUCUUUACUCCACAAAGGCAGCGGCUGGCCAAGGCAGUGGUUGGUCCUGGAUUACACAAGUGCAGACACUCAACUAAGUGAGCUGGAAGACCCAGGAGAAGACCGAGGCUCAGGUGCCCACAUGAUCAGCACAGCCAGGGUACCUGCGGAUAAGCCAGUUCGCAUCGCUUUUAGCCUCAAUGAUGCUGCAGAUGAUACACCUCCUGAAGAGUCCAUUCCUUUGGCCUUUCCAGAAUUAGACCAGCAACUACAGCCUCUGCCACCCUGUCAUGACUCCAUGGAAUCCAUGCAGGUCUUCAAACAGCACUGCCAAAUAGCAGAAGAAUACCAUGAGGUCAAAAAGGAAAUCGCCCUGCUUGAGGAAAGGAAAAAGGAGCUCAUUGCCAAGCUGGAUCAGGCAGAGAAGGAGAAAGUGGAUGCUGCUCAGCUGGUUCAAGAAUUUGAGGCUCUGACGGAGGAGAAUCGGACACUGAAGUUGGCCCAGUCACAAUGUGUAGAACAACUGGAAAAACUUAGGAUACAGUAUCAGAAGAGGCAGGGCUCAUCCUAACUUGAAAAUUGUCUAUGUCAGCCCAGAGGUUGGUGUAUUCUAUGUGCUGGCCAAAAGAUUCUUACUCUAAAGGGAGGGUGAGUCAGCUACUGCCUUUCCUUAGUGCCCACAUGGCCAAUGUCUAUACAUGAGUUAAAGGCUUACCAGCUUCUAGUUUGAGAGAAGGGAUAUUUUGAGUGAGAUCACUAUUGUAAAGCUGUUGCUUGUGUAUGUUUCAGAGAUCAGGAUUUUCCCCCAAAGACAUAUAUUUUUUCUUAUUUAGGAAAACAUGAUUAUAUUAUCCAUCAAGCCAAAAAUAGUAUAUUGACUAACUUUGCUAAGAAUUAUGCACUGAGCAGAGCUAAGUCAUGAAACAAGCUAGUAAGAUGCUCACUGUAGUUCUACUUUUAUGCAUUUUGAAAUUUCAUGCCUUCAGUAUUUCAAAUGUGUUCCAAUCUAAACCAUCAGUUGUCUCUGAGUAUAUUUAUGUUCCCCAGAGACAGAUUUACUCCUUCAGUGAUUGAUUGUACUAAAAAUAAGUGGCUGCAUAUCAUGAAAGCUUUCUCAUGAAAAUACUAGCAGAAAUCCUCUUUGUGCCAAAAGUACAUUCGCUAGUGCUAACUUGCUGUUGUCGUAAAACACAGAUAAGGCAGCUUUACUUCACACCAAGCUUGCAGUAAACACCUCUGUCUUUGUGUGUGUUCUGAGGGCAUGUGGGAAAGAGGAAAGUAUUCUUUGAAUUGUGCUA